AUAUACCACAUAGUCACCUAAUAUAAAUAGUUCCAUUAUUAGUAGAAGAAGAAAAAUAAAAAGGCAAAAGGGAGUUGAAAAAGACUUUUAGCAAAAUGGGAAGUCUUCAAACAAAAAAUCAUAAAAACAAUCCAAAUGCCAAAAUUAUUGAAGAGUUGAAGUAUAAAGUAAGGUUACUUCAAAAAGAGGUAAGUGAAAUAAUGUGUAUAAGGGAAAAUGAGAGUGAAAUUUACAAUCAAGAAAUGAUUGUUUUUGCACUAAAAGAAGAAGAAUGGAAGCAAGAAAAGAAGAAACUUAAUGAAGAAUUAAAUGAUUUGAAGAAAAAAUUGGAUGAUUAUAAAGAAGAUAAAGAUAAAGUGGAAAAUCAAGAAUUGGUAAGUGAAAAAUGUGAUAAUAAAGAGUGUCAUAUGUUGGUGAGAAAUUCAUUGUUGGAGCAAAUUAGAGAAGAGGAAGUUAGAAGAGAUGAAGCUAUUGAGAAAUGGAAAAAUCUCUAUUUUGUUAUUAAAAAUGAGCUUGAUGAACUUAUUCAAAGGACAAAUCAAGGAGAAAGACUCUGCUGGAGAAAAGAGGAAGUUGAAUUAUUAGAAGAGCUACAUAUGGAGUUGAAAGCAAAAGAAGAAGUCAUUGCACAUUUAAAAGAAAAAAUUGCUUCAAUGGAGAAACAAGAAGUUAAGAGGGAGAGGGAGAUUGAUAUUUUGAGGCAAAGUUUGAAAAUUAUGAGUUACAACAAAAAGGUUUCUAGCCUAUCUAAAGUUUUUUACAAAAACUAGAAUUUUCUACGAUGUUCUGUAUCAGACUCGAUCUUGUGUGAACACGAGAUACUUUGUGCACCGAACUGAUUGUUUAUUACAAUUUCAAUGCAUUGGAAAGCAAAGAUCAUAGAAAUACCAAUAUUUGUUUGGUUUCACUAAGGUAUAAUGUGUACUCAUAUGAUAUGUACUUCUCAUGAGGAACAAUGUUACUUGCUAGCCUCAUUUAGCAAUUUAGUAUAUAUUUUGGUUAA
Molecule: messenger RNA, 1003 nt
Organism: Solanum pennellii
Lineage: Eukaryota; Viridiplantae; Streptophyta; Magnoliopsida; Solanales; Solanaceae
Product: golgin subfamily A member 1-like
Exons: 2
Coding region: 96-770 (224 amino acids)
Source: RefSeq, a predicted model, not a curated record